This is a messenger RNA of Lycium ferocissimum, 2097 nucleotides long. Its product is annotated as L-ascorbate oxidase homolog. NCBI's taxonomy places the organism in Eukaryota, Viridiplantae, Streptophyta, Magnoliopsida, Solanales, Solanaceae. Bases 205 to 1848 code for a protein of 547 amino acids. Gene Ontology annotation, molecular function: oxidoreductase activity; copper ion binding. The transcript is spliced from 8 exons. The record is from RefSeq and is a predicted model, not a curated record.
AAAGGGGGGUCACAGGGGCUUAGUCCUUCUCACUUCACAAUAUAUUUUGUCCACUCUCACUGACAAUUCACAAGCCUUUUGAUAACUCUCUCCUUUCUCUUUCUCCUUUUCUUUUCCCUCCCAACUUUUUUUCCAUUUUGGAGAAGAAGAGAAAGCAGAAAAAAGUUCACUUUCUUUUCAAGAAAAACAAAAAGAAACAACACAAUGAGGGAGAAGAGCAUUGUUCAUUAUUCUACCAUUCUCACUAUUAUUCUUGUGUGUGUUAGUACUUUACAAAGUGUAUAUGGUGGCAACCCUUAUCGGUACUACACCUGGAAAAUCACUUAUGGAAAUAUUUACCCUCUCGGUGUCAAACAACAGGGGAUCUUGAUAAAUGGGCAGUUUCCAGGUCCACAGAUUGACUGUGUAACCAAUGACAAUUUGAUUAUCAGUGUCUACAACUACUUGAAUGAGCCUUUUCUCAUUUCUUGGAAUGGUAUACAACAAAGGAGAAACUCAUGGCAAGAUGGAACUUUUGGUACAACUUGUCCAAUUCCACCUGGGAAAAGCUUCACUUACACUCUCCAAGCAAAAGACCAGAUAGGUAGUUUUUUCUACUUCCCAUCACUUGGAAUGCAGAAAGCAGCAGGGGGAUAUGGUGCCAUCAGAGUUUAUAGCCGUCCUCGAAUUCCAGUACCUUUUGCUCAACCUGCUCAUGACUUUACUGUACUAGCUGGAGACUUGUACAAGAGAAGUCACAGGCAACUGAAGUACAUUUUAGAUAGUGGUCAUAAUCUUCCAUUACCUGAUGGUCUUAUUAUCAAUGGUCGCGGAUGGAAUGGAUACACAUUUACAGUUGAUCAAGGUAAGACAUAUAGGUUCAGGAUAUCUAAUGUGGGGAUUGCAACAUCUAUAAAUUUCAGAAUUCAAGGGCACACGAUGAAACUAGUUGAAGUUGAGGGAUCACAUACACUCCAAACAACCUACACUUCACUUGACAUCCAUCUAGGACAGUCUUAUUCAGUUUUAGUGACAGCUAAUCAGGCUCCAAAGGACUACUAUGUCGUGGUCUCUUCACGCUUCACCAGACGAGUGCUAACCACCACAGCUGUUCUUCACUACAGCAACUCAUGGACAAAAGUCUCUGGACCUCUCCCUGGUGGGCCUACUACUCAAAUUACUUGGUCAAUUUACCAGGCCAAAUCUAUUCGAUGGAAUCUAACUGCAAGCGGACCAAGGCCUAAUCCUCAAGGUUCCUAUCAUUAUGGGUUGAUCAAGCCUACGCGCACGAUCAUGCUUGCCAAUUCUGCUCCAUAUAUAAACGGCAAACAGAGAUAUGCUGUCAACAGUGUCUCAUAUGUUGAUCCAGACACCCCAUUAAAGCUGGCUGAUCACUUCAACAUUGGAGGAGUGUUCAACCUUGGUAGCAUUUCUGACCAGCCCUACAACGGAAAUGCGUAUAUUGGAACCCCUGUUAUGGCUGCUAACUUCAGAUCUUACGUUGAGAUCAUUUUCCAAAACUGGGAGAAUAGUGUCCAGUCAUGGCAUAUAGAUGGCUAUUCUUUCUUUGUUGUUGGCAUGAGUGGUGGACAAUGGACUCCAGCAAGUAGAUUGCACUACAACUUAAGGGACACGGUUGCACGUUGCACCACUCAGGUGUAUCCCAAGUCAUGGACUGCAAUAUACAUGGCAUUGGAUAAUGUAGGAAUGUGGAACAUAAGGUCUGAGGAUUGGUCAAGGAGGUACUUGGGUCAGCAAUUCUACUUAAGAGUUUACUCCCCAGCAAAUUCUUGGAGAGAUGAACUUCCAAUACCAAAGAAUGCUCUUCUUUGUGGUAAAGCUAGACAUCACCACACUAGGCCUCUUUGAAACAGUAAUAGUUCUUAGUUUUCUGUCACGACAGGGUGACCGGGAAAGAUUUAAUCUGGGAAGAGUUAAGAUGCUGAGAUUGAGCUAUGAUUUAGAGUCUCUUCUUUUCUUUCUAUAUGAUGUGUAUCCUGCUUUCUAUUGUUGGAAUUGAUGGAAUGUAUCAUUUCACUACAUUUCAUUUUUUGUUCAAACUUUUGGUUGGAUGCCAAAUAGAUAAGCAGGGAAUAACUUCUUUAUUUCAAGGCAAAA